Symbiodinium sp. CCMP2456 is the source of this 1908-nucleotide messenger RNA. Lineage: Eukaryota; Dinophyceae; Suessiales; Symbiodiniaceae. The record is from the annotation of a GenBank genome assembly.
AUGUUGAUUCCCCUCUUCUUGGCGGCCCUGCUGCCUCCGGGCAUCGCCAUGCUGUUUGGUCCGUCGAUUUUCUGCUUCAGUGUCGUUGGCCGGCAGCAGGCUGAUCUUCUCUCAAAUCUGUUCGUGGAAGGGAUUGGACUCUUCGGCUGCGAUGACCACAUGCUCUUCAGCAGUCUACCAGCAGAGGAGCUCUUCAAGGGUAGUGAGACAAAGCCGGCGUGGCCCACAAGUGGUCCUAUUGUGCAUGUGCUCUCCCACUCCGUGGCCCAGCCGCUCGGACUACCAGCAGUUCGUGAGGUGUGGAAGCGAAUUGCGGAAGACGGGCGCUAUAGAAGAUUCGACUGGACCCUCAAGAUGGACCCAGAAACAGCCUUUCAUCCCGAUCGCUUGAGGGACAUUCUGUCACCCCAUUGUUCUGGCACGGAUUGUGAUGCGAUGGUGUUGCAAAACGGCGCAGCGAUUCCAGGUGCCAUGCAGGCCCUGACGAAAGCCGCUGUUGCGGAGCUGGCAAAGAACCAGCUCGACGACGAUUCCUGCGGGGAUGAGGCAGCAGCCGACGCAGAGGUGCAGUGCCUGCAGAAAAGCCUGACACAAAGUGGUGUCAAGCUGGUGAAGGAGGAGAACCUCAUGAAAGACUUCAGCACCUCGCACUCGAUGCGGAUUUGUCAGCUCAGUCAAGGCAGCUUUUGGCCCUUCCUGGCUUGGCCAGAUUACAUGACCUGCAUGGGCCAGGCGGGCUACUCCGUCACCCCCGAUGCACCAUCAAAUCCAGGGCAGGUGUCAUGGACGCGAGAUGUGUUGCAGCGAGGUUACCAUAUCCGGCCGACCAUUUUCUGCUGGGUGCUGGUCCAGCACGCGGGCAAGGAGCCAAAGUUGCUUAAUUGGCAGCGUCAGCGAGACCUUGGUAUCUUCGCGUGUGAUGGCUGGAUGGUCAUCAGCAAUGCCUCGGCUAGAGAGGUGUUGCCUGCUGAGGCUUGGCAAACGAACUUCAGUGUGAUCCAGGGCAACACUGCUGGCAGGACCUUCCGCACUGUCCACGGCGAACUGGUUAGCGAGUCAGCUGACGCAGGGGUCUAUGCAAAGGCUUGGAAGGCAGUUUUCGACAAGGGCACUUUCCGCUCGUUUGAUUGGAUUCUGAAGCUGGACGUUGGUGUUGUUGUUGCUCCUGAACGUCUUCGGAGUGCUUUGAACGCCUUGUGUCCUCCAUCGGAUUGCGGAGCGAAAAUCGUUCACAACUUUGGUGGGGACUUGCUGGGGCCUGUGGAAGCAAUGAGCACAAAAGCUGCCACAACACUGGCAGACGGCAUUCACACCUGCACGAGCACGGCAAGAUGGGAGAGCCAGCCCGAGAACCGAUGGCUGUCUUCAUGUGUCAGUACACUGGGCAUUGGAUCUGUGCGAUCAGCCCUCCUUCUCGCAGAUCACAAGGCUAACCCUCGGCCCUGCGACACACUGCACGGCUCCUUCAGUCCAUACAUGGAUCUAGGCUUUCACGCGCUCUGUCUGAAGCAAUCGGGAUACUACUUCAUAGAACCACCGCCGACCACAACCCUCACUCGUACCAUAACAAGUACUUCGUCAACUUCAACUUCUGCAACGUUCACCACUUCUACUGCCACAACAACCACCAUGACUUCUACAGUUCCCAAAGUGGCGCCGAACAGCAUCUUCGCUUUCGAAGGAAGAUCUUUCCAGAAGAAGCUGCCAGUUUGGGUGCUCACUGCCGAGAACGAGCAGCGUGGAAUUCCCUUUGCUCUGGAGCUUGCAGGUGGUCUACUGGCACUGAUUGCGCUGCCCGUGGCCGGCGUCUACUACUUUCGCCGAUCUGCUGCGCCCGCCGUGGUGCCCGAGGAGCCUCAAGACACCGGUGAGGCCUUGCUGACAGGGCCAGCGGGCCCGACCGCGUGA